AGCCCGGAAGGUGCAUCGCUGCCGCGUAUGUUGUGGUUGUGUGCGGAGCUGAGGUGAAGAGCGCGAUGGAGAGCGAGAGGACGGAGGGCUAAGCAAACGGUUGCUGAGGACAGCAGGUUCGAACGUGCGCUCGAAGGAGGUAAAGGGUUCUCAUCCUCCUUGAUCUAGUUUGAGGCUCGUUGGUUUCCGGAUAUCCUGUUCGACAGUGGAAGUUCUUUCCUUGCAUGCUGGAUUAGGUGAAAGAAAUUCGGGUCAACCAAACCAAUGUUGAAGAAAUCACAUAAGUCAAUGACGAACCUUGGAGUGUGUCGACUGAUAUUUUAUGCGUCGCUUUCUGCCAUCUUUGUGAAUGAUGCUUUCAGCAUACACUUGAGAUCGUUUCAUGUAACGAGGGCGUUGACAUUACGCGGGGCCGGAAGUGACGUCUACAAGAGUGAAAAGUGGAUGUUGCACGAAUGGAAGGAGGGAGAAUACGAACGUAGCGACGAAGAGAACUUUGUGGAACCAGCAAAGGAGAAGCAAGACACUUUCAGCUGGGACUCCAGUGAUUCUGAUGAGUUCAUCAAUACGACUAAGUCCAAGGCUGAAGAAGAAGAAAAGAAAGAGCUUCAAGAGGCCCUCCAGAGCCUGGCAUUAAACAGGAGCAUGACCGGCGAAAGUACCAAUUAUUCACAGACCAUGACCAACUUCGGGAUCAGCAAGGAGUACCUGGAGAGCGUAGUGGUGAGGGGCCCGAGCAAGCAAGCGACUCAUAGUGCUUUGUUGGACCGUUUGCUGCAAGAAACCGAGAAACCUCAAUGGGCGAUUCAUGAGGAGGAGAGGAGAAAGAACGGAACCUACCGGGCAAUGGCCCCCAUCCCAGGAACGGCCGUACCCUAUGUGCAACCCACGGGCCUGUGGAGGCCAGGAAUGGACCCUGACGACCCCCAGUUUGCCUCCGCUGGACCGGCUGUCUGUGGGUACUCGGAAGCAGCUACUUCAGGGUUUGCCCCUCACAACUACAAGUCGUGGGUUCCCGAUGCAUCCCAUAACUACCCGAAGGUUUGGAAGGAUGAUGGCGAACUGAAGCCCUUUGCUGAGAGGAUGAUUUCUAAUGCGUCAGACCCAGAGCAAGCAUGCCUCUAUGAUAGAUGCGGCGGUGUCAACUACUGGGAGUAAAGAAAGAACUGUACCAG
Guillardia theta CCMP2712 is the source of this 1175-nucleotide messenger RNA. RefSeq lists its product as hypothetical. NCBI's taxonomy places the organism in Eukaryota, Cryptophyceae, Pyrenomonadales, Geminigeraceae. Bases 265 to 1158 code for a protein of 297 amino acids. The transcript is spliced from 8 exons. The record is from RefSeq and is a predicted model, not a curated record.